Molecule: messenger RNA, 225 nt
Organism: Aspergillus tanneri
Lineage: Eukaryota; Fungi; Ascomycota; Eurotiomycetes; Eurotiales; Aspergillaceae
Exons: 2
Coding region: 1-225 (74 amino acids)
Source: RefSeq, a predicted model, not a curated record
AUGUUUUGUCCCACCCAAUCGUUCAACGUUUAUGGUCAUGAUGCCGUCCGCUUUGGGAUUCGAAGUCUGCCUAUCGGAUUCGGGAUUAUGGGCGGGGCCUGCAUCGUUCUUUGGCUCCUGAAUGUUCUCCGAGGAAAUAUUAAGGAGCUUUUGAUUCUGAGUAGCAUCCUCAUGACAGCAGGCUGCGGCGCAAUGGCAGUCGGACGAGUCGACAAUCUCUACUAG